Molecule: messenger RNA, 2571 nt
Organism: Glycine soja
Lineage: Eukaryota; Viridiplantae; Streptophyta; Magnoliopsida; Fabales; Fabaceae
Product: clustered mitochondria protein-like
Exons: 7
Coding region: 1778-2197 (139 amino acids)
Biological process (GO): organelle organization
Cellular component (GO): cytoplasm
Source: RefSeq, a predicted model, not a curated record
UUGAAAUCGCGUUUUGCAUUUUAUAAUCAUAAACCCUAAUCGCGUGUGUGUCGUUCACUACAGAGCUAUUGCUGAAGCUGGAGGAGCUCUGCGGCGCCUCUAUGAGGCACCUCUGCUGCCAAUUACCUUCUGAAGACCUCAACGCUCUUGUCUCCAUCACCUCCGACGAGGAUCUCGCAAAACCUCAUCGAGGAAUACGAUCGCGUUUCAUCGCCGAAAUUACCACAGGCGUGAUGCAGUUAGGGCUGAGAAUGCUUUGACUCUUCUUUAUGGCAAUGAGCCAAUUGGCAUGCAAAGAGACUGGAAUGAAGAGCUGCAGUCUUGUAGAGAAUUUCCUCAUACAUCUCCUCAGGAGAGGUGCCUUUAUUUUCUCUCAUUCGUAUAAAUGGAUUUGGAACUAGGCCUCUUCUUUAGUUUGCUAUUAAUGGUGCUAUUGGAGUGAUCAGUGGUUGCAUUCCUCCGAUAAACCCGACUGACCCUGAAUGCUUUCACAUGUAUGUGCACAACAAUAUAUUCUUUAGUUUUGCUAUUGAUGCUGACCUUGAGAAGCUGUCAAAGAAACUUGUGGAUGCUAAUUCAAAAUCUUGGAGCUCCAGCUCUUUGCAAAGUUCUUCUGAUAAAGAUUCCAUUCCAGUUCAUGGAGAAAGUCAGGUUCCUAAUGGGGGGUAAAGAUGAUGGUUUAAGUUCAGAAGAUCUUAAUGGCACAAAAAUUACUCAAGAUGUUUCUCCAGAAGCUCAGCUGGCUGAGAAUGAGCAAGCCACAUAUGCUUCUGCAAACAAUGAUUUGAAGGGCACAAAGGCUUACCAAGAAGCUGAUGUUCCUGGACUUUAUAAUCUUGCUAUGGCUAUAAUUGACUACAAGGGUCAUAGAGUGGUAGCUUAGGUGUGUAGUGAACUAUGAAGCACGGACACUCCAGUCCCUUGCCGUGUCCGGUGUCCCACACGCGUCCGUGUCAGUGUCCGACACCGACACGAUACCCGUACUACGUUCUAUAUUUUGGACAUUACAGGUGUCCAUGUGUCCGUGUUCGUGUCGUGUCCGGUGUCAGUGUCGAUGCUUCAUAGGUAGUGAAGCACAAAUUUACCUAUUGCUGACUUUAUCUUUUUUAAAAGAAAAUUUGGUUAUAGUUCAUAACAUCAAUUUGUCUUAGAAGCAUAGAUAUGGAUUUUUGGUGUUUUAACUAAUCCUUUAUCCUUUUGAAGUUAUUUGCUCCAAAAUUAUUUUGAAUUGCAACUGAAUGGAUUAGAACUUGUCAAAACAGCUUCACAAUGGUGAGAAAAAAGAAUUAGGACAUUCUGAAAUGUGUUAAGUUGGUUUUAAAACAUGGCAAGUCUUUUAAAUUUCUUAUUUCUAUUAGCUUAUAGGAUGAACAUAUGUUGUAUAAUAUUUUUCUUCAGUUAUUUUCUUUAUUAUUAUAUGAACUGAUUUUAUAUUCAUUUCAGUACAUAAAUAUAUUUUCAAUAUCUUUUAUAAGUGCUCUUUUUAUUGUCUGAUUAUUGUUAACCGUGCAGGAUAAAUUUUUGUGAUGUCCCAAAUUGCUUUCUAUUAAUAAUUCUAGGAUUGGUUAUAAAGUCUAUAGAAGUUUAUAUUGUUUCACUUUAGUUAUGUGUUGGAUUUGUACUUAAAAUUCCUUAGUUUUGUAAUUUGAAACCUCGCAAAAUUCUCAAUUUAAAUUGUUAUUUUGAUUUCAAAUUGUAUAUUCUCCUACAGAGUGACUUACCAGGCAUUCUUCAAGGGGACAAGUCAGACUCUCUCUCUUGUACGGCUCUGUUGACAAUGGAAAGAAAAUUUGCUGGAUUUUCAUUCCAAGGUGUCAGAGGCUGCCAAAAAUGCCUUCAUUUGAAGGAACAUUUAGUCCUUGAUGGAUCUGGAAAUCUUUUCAAAUUAGCUACACCAGUGGAAUGCAAGGGCAUUGUUGGUCGUGAUGAUCGACAUUAUCUUCUUGAUUUGUUGAGAGUAACUCCUCGUGAUGCCAACUAUACUGGACCUGGUUCCCGAUUUUGUAUCUUGAGACUAGAAUUAAUUACUGUCUAUUGCCAGGCCCAAGUAGCAGAGACAUUGAAAUCUAAGGAGAAGAAUUUUCAAGAGGCAGACAAUUUGGCCAUUGAAUCUCAAAAUGGGCAGAACUUUUCAAUGCUGAAAAAGUGUUUCUUUGCCAUUGGAAAGCUUAUCCAAAUGGGCAGUAUCUUUAGUUGAUAUUUUAUACAUUUACCUACCGUUGAAGAUGAUAGGUACAUAUUAAAGACUUUUACCUACAGUUAGGAGAUGUAAGUAGAAGUUAAUGACUUUUACCUACACAUUAUACAUAGUAGGUAAAACCUAUAGUGACAGACAAUUAGCCGUCAUUAUACGCCCCUCAAAGUUGACGGAAGAAAUGUCCGUAGGACAAAGUCUAUCAUACAUUUAGCUACAAAUUUUUUAUUUAUAGUGACAAUUUUUGUCUGUAGGUAUAGGUUAUUUUUCUUGUAGUAUAAACUUUAUCCCUAUGUCACAUAAUUGACCCAAAUUCCAAAUUUACGAUUAGUCUGGAAGGGUGAAAGAGAAUAGAAUGAAAGAAGAUUGAGAAGAAA